Messenger RNA from Ostrea edulis (European flat oyster), 2211 nucleotides. Its product is annotated as sperm-tail PG-rich repeat-containing protein 2-like. The record is from RefSeq and is a predicted model, not a curated record. NCBI's taxonomy places the organism in Eukaryota, Metazoa, Mollusca, Bivalvia, Ostreida, Ostreidae. Bases 103 to 1845 code for a protein of 580 amino acids. The transcript is spliced from 12 exons.
GGUUGUUGCACCGAACUUGCUGCCAUAUUGUUCCAUAGCAACACUGAAAUAAAUGGUGGACCUUUCAAGUAAUUUGUUUUACAGCUGAGGAAGUGAAUCACGAUGUACGACAGAGCUCCAAGAGAUCUGGUGAAGACCUAUGGGUCCACUUCAGGAAAUGUGGGACCAGGAUCAUAUGACGCCUCUGUAGUGACACGAUCUAAAGUCAAAGCUGAUGGAUAUGCUCCAUUUUUGUCCAUGACAAGCCGAGAAACAUUUCUGAAUGUUAGUGAUCAGGUUGUGGCAGCUCCAGGUCCUGGUCACUACGACCCUCAGGGUGCUCAAGAUUUCGUACUAGGAGGAAAGACUUUGGCCAAUAAAUCUAAGAGGUUCCUGGAACAAAUCCCAGAGAACCCAGGGCCAGGGACAUACAGCACAGAAAAAUACACGGACUUCAGGUCAAGCAAAUCAGCCCCGGGCAGUUUGCAGGGCAAAAAUAAUGCUGGAAGUUUAGUGAGCAGCAGGAUAAAAUUCCACAGAAAACCAGAGGCGCCCUCAAUUCCCAUGCCAGGCCAAGCCUACGGGUAUGAGGAAUGUGAUGAUGGGACACUGAAGAAACAGGGCGCUCCUGACAAAGACAAAAGUAUAGGACCAGCCUUCUAUACCCCAAGCUCAGAUCCUACAAAAACCACCAAGUCUUACAAGGGUGUCCACUUCAGUAAAUAUGCCUCCAAGCGAAUGGACCUUAGUAAGGGAAGGCUGGGCCCAGGCCCAGGAGACUAUGAGCCAUACACUGGUAUACAGAACAAAGUAGAAAAUGUCAAUGCUGUAGAGGAAUCACAGAGGUUUGAGGCCAGGAUUCCCAGAUACCAUGAGGCUAUUGUCAAGGAUGAGGAAAAGAAAGCUAUUCCUGGACCAGGGAAAUAUGAAACGAAAGGAGGAUUUGACCCUGAACCCCCAAAAGUCAACACAGAAGGGAUAGAAGUGGAACACCCGCCAUUUAUGUCACAAUCCAAGAGAUUUACUCCAAUUAAAAAGACCCUGCCUGCCCCUGGUACCUACAAUGAUCCCCGAAAUGCUCUUGAUGUUUUGAAGAGAACAACAGGACUGAAGAGGUCUCCUUUUGGACAGACAUCAGUGAGAUUUAAUCCAGAACCCCACGUUAAAAAAACACCAGGACCUGGUGCCUAUAACCUGGCUGGUAUGGGGUCAGACAGCAUGAGGAAAGCCUACAUUGAAAGUACCAGGAAAGGUGUGUUUGGUACCACCUCAGUCAGAGUGAAGUCAAUCACAAAGAAGGAUGAAACAGAAGUACCAGGUCCAGCUCACUACCAGGUCAAGGAAAAACCAUUCCAGAACCGAUACCAGAAUCUGACAUCGACAUUCUCAUCAGUGACAGCCAGACUCAAUGAAACUCCUACCAUAGUCAAGGAGAUGCCCCCACCUGGGUCCUAUGAAGUUGCCAAGUCAUAUCAGCUUUCUCAACUUAACACUGAGAAGACCAAGCCUAGGACAGAUGAGGCUAAGAGGAAGCAUGGCUCAUUUCUCUCUGCAGCCUCCAGAUUUGCCCCACCCAGGGAUAUGGUCAGCUCCAAUACUGAAGCAGACUUUCCAGGUCCAGGAGCUUAUGAGUCUAAAGAAGGCGUUACCAAGAAGGGAGGGCUGAUUGUCACUAAAGAAAAGCGCUUCAAGGAAAUCAAGUCAGAAGGCCCUGCCCCAGGAUCUUACGAGUUCUCUCCCUUGAUACAGGACACAAUUCUGAAAGGAACAUUUAAUGCCACGCUCAACAACCCAAUAGCACCACAGUUAGACAUGUCCCAGCACAUGGGUACAACAGCAAAGCAUGCAUUCCUGUUGGGUGUGUGAAAGUGUAUUAAAUAACCAUGGAACUAAUGAGUUUCAAAUAUCCAAUGAACAGACCAAUCAUGAGGAUUGUUACAAAACAUGGAGGAAUUUUUUUGUACUGAAGCAUUCAUAUGUCUGGAACAGAGCUAUUUGUGGAUUGAAAGCUUCUGUGAUAAUUUAAUGUGAUAUUUUCAGUUUUAUAUAAUUAUUUACACUGUCGAUGUAUAAAAUAUACCAUCAACAUUUAGAACAUCUUGAUUUGUUUUUGUAGCUAUAUAUAAUUGUUUAUUAUUGUGAAUGUUUUGACACUGUUAUGUACAUAUGGACCAUCCAGUCAUUGCUUGUGUAAUAUAUGUAUAUUGUACAAUAAACUGAAUUGUUGAAAAA